This is a messenger RNA of Lingula anatina, 810 nucleotides long. RefSeq lists its product as uncharacterized. Gene Ontology annotation, biological process: ossification. Gene Ontology annotation, molecular function: growth factor activity. The record is from RefSeq and is a predicted model, not a curated record. Lineage: Eukaryota; Metazoa; Brachiopoda; Lingulata; Lingulida; Lingulidae.
ACAACUACAACUACUACACCUACCACAACUACACCUACUACAAUAACUACACCUACCACAACUACAACGCCUAUCACAACUACAACUACUACUACACCUACCACAACUACAACUACUACACCUUCCACAUCUACAAUACCUACCACCACUAAAACUACUACAACACCUACUACAAGUGCUACCACAAAAUCAGAAGAUAAAUUCAUUACCUCAACGACAGUGAAAUGGGAAAAGCCAGGUGGCGCAGGGGCCAAUGCCGGGCAGACGGGCGAGUCAGGACAGAUCAGCAGUGAAACGAUUAUGUACAUAGGGAUAACAUUGGGCUCUUUCCUCAUUUUGUUCAUAAUAGCGGUACUUGUUUACACGUGCUACAGAAGGCGAAUACGAAAUGUAAAAGAUCGACUUAGAAAUGAAAGCGUAGACACGGAGAGCACGAACAAUGGGGGAUACAGCGACAUGAACGGGUAUGCUAAUGUCGGAUUCCAGAACCCUAUGUAUUCAGACACUCCCGUGGACACUCCCACGUCCCCCACAACAUCGCCACCUGACGAGCCCGUUUUGGCUACUCCUGCGCCAUCUGCAGAACCAAGAUACGCCACAACCUUAGGAAAGCCCUGCUCUGUGGCCUUUAAUACACGGACCGACUUUGAUAACGGAGACGAUGGGUAUGCCACGCUAUCCGACGGAAUACAAGAACCAUUAUAUGAAAACGAGAACUUAUCGGUUGCUAAUGGUAACAUAGGACCCCUGGAGCCCCUGAAAGAAGAAUAUGUAACGACUAUUGUGAUAGGUUAGAUGUGCUGGGGGGGG